Messenger RNA from Daldinia childiae, 981 nucleotides. RefSeq lists its product as uncharacterized. The coding region runs from base 1 to 981 and encodes 326 amino acids. The record is from RefSeq and is a predicted model, not a curated record. The transcript has a single exon. Lineage: Eukaryota; Fungi; Ascomycota; Sordariomycetes; Xylariales; Hypoxylaceae.
AUGGAACCAAGCCCACGUACAAAAGCGACCGGCACCAAGUCCCUACCAGUCACCACUACCGAGUGGGAAGUCGUUGAUCCCCAAUUCUUGCCGUUGUCACCUGGGGAGUGCCCAUGUUUCACCCCUCGCCCAGAUCUCCGGUAUUUGAAGAGAGAAAAUGACAAUAACCGUCCUCCACUGGAGCAAAUAGGAGAGCCGAAUAACUGCGCUCCUCUGGCGUAUCCUCUGGAGUCAGCACCGCGUAUUUUCAAGCCCGAGCCAGAUACAUACUUGCCCCAGGUUGCAGACCAGCACCCAUGGCUAUCUACGCCUCCCGCACCCGCCCCAUUGCGUACAGAUGGACGGGCUCUCUCCAUAGCCACGUCCAACCGCACCGUAAGUAUACCUAGCAGCAGCACGGGACCCAUCAUGAAUACCUACGCGACGGCGCGCACCGUCCACGAUAUAUGCUUGCAAGCAACGAGGACGUAUCUCGACACGCAUAUCGCGAACCGGCGUGCUCGGGCUGCCAGUCAGGGUUGGUCUAUGGCUUGUAAUGGCAGUAGUAGUAGGGGCAGCAGCAACGGUACCAGUACGAAUAACAGUAGCAACACCACCGAUAGUAGCAACAAUAACAGCAACAAUAACAACAUUUGUACUCACAACUUUACCUUCAACUCCAACGCCAUUCCACCUUCAACCCCGUCCCUCCUACUCAACACAAGCAGCAUUUGCAGCAUGCUCUGGACCGGGUCGCAACGAGACCGUUUACACGUACUCAACGUUGAGCGGCUCGCGAUCGAAUCUAUGGGGCGGUUAAUGCACUGGGCGGAAACCGUAGCCCUUAGCAGCGAGGACGAGUGGCGGGUAGCCGACGAGCAGGCUUUGUGGCAGGCACUCGACGCGGGGAGGAAUCUGUGCAGUUGGUUGGGAGUCCCGGAUGCGAUGCACGCGAUGGAAGCGCUUGAGGGAGAAGUGAUGGAGGAGUAUGGGGGCCCGUGA